AUGCCUGCCGAAAGCGAUGGGUCAUUUGCUGGAGAUCUCAAUUUUGGACUACACACUGUGUUCUUCACCGAGCUUUUCAGAGGUUUCGGCGUCAUGCUCGGUCACGUCUUUAUGGAACCGGCCACCAUUAACUAUCCUUUUGAGAAGGGUCCAAUCAGUUCUCGCUUCAGAGGCGAGCAUGCUUUACGCCGUUACCCAUCGGGUGAAGAACGAUGUAUUGCUUGUAAGCUUUGUGAAGCUAUAUGUCCAGCGCAGGCAAUUACUAUCGAAGCAGAGGCACGACCUGAUGGAAGUCGGCGCACUACACGCUACGAUAUUGACAUGAAUAAGUGCAUCUUCUGUGGUCUUUGUCAGGAAGCUUGUCCAGUAGAUGCCAUCGUCGAAGGGCCUAACUUUGAAUUUUCGACAGAAACUCACGAAGAGCUGAUUUAUAACAAGGAAAAGCUGCUAACCCUUGGUGAUCGAUGGGAACCUGAGUUGGCUGCUAAUAUUCAAGCCGAGUUUUUGUACCGAUAA
Messenger RNA from Cylicostephanus goldi, 516 nucleotides. The record is from the annotation of a GenBank genome assembly. NCBI's taxonomy places the organism in Eukaryota, Metazoa, Nematoda, Chromadorea, Rhabditida, Strongylidae.